This is a messenger RNA of Lolium rigidum, 1506 nucleotides long. RefSeq names its product MEIOTIC F-BOX protein MOF-like. Gene Ontology annotation, molecular function: protein binding. The transcript has 4 exons. Bases 111 to 1289 code for a protein of 392 amino acids. Lineage: Eukaryota; Viridiplantae; Streptophyta; Magnoliopsida; Poales; Poaceae. The record is from RefSeq and is a predicted model, not a curated record.
CACGCACCGACUGGAGGAUCUGCGGCGUUGGGAAUGGCGGGGAUGUAGGCUUAGGGUUUGUCAGCAUCCGCACAGGUAUAUAUAUGAGUCAACAAUCGAAGUAGGUUCAAAUGCAGCAAACCAGGUACUCGGCAGACGCCUCCUGCAAGCAGAAGCGCGCAGACCUUGCUGAUGACAGGCUGAGUGCCCUGCCAGAUGUUCUUCUCCACGCAAUUAUGUCCUUUCUGAAGGCCCGGCAAGUGGUGCAGACAUGUGUGCUGUCCACGAGGUGGAGGCACCUCUGGUGCUCUGUGCCAUGCCUCGACCUUGAUCUGGAGGAAUUCGACGAUGGGGACAUGGAAAAGUCCCUUGAUUACUGUGAGCGGCAGCAGCAGGUGUGGCCUAAUUUUGAGGAUUUCACCGACAACCUGCUGUACCACAAGAACAUUGACAUUGCUCUCUUGGACACGUUCAGAAUGUGCUGUCCUUCCAGAUAUUAUGUGAGAGACAACUCUGAUAGAUGGAUCCGCCGUGGCAUAAAGCAUAGUCCAUCUUGGCGCAUCAAGACGUUGCAUCUUUCAGGCAUAUCUUUGGUCCAUCAUUUCGCAAGGCAUAUUAGUUCUGGGUGUCCCUUUCUAGAGGAUUUAGAGCUGAAGUAUUACAGAGGAACACUUGAUGAGAUCACCUCCCUCUCACUGAAGAAAUUGGUUAUUGUUGGCUAUUACAAAUUUUUUUGCAGUCCCUGGACCAUUACCACUCCUGCGCUCGCCUCCCUGUGCUUGUCAGGUAUUGAUUGUUCUGGGGUACUCAAUAUGCCAGCUCUUGUCAAUGCAUCGAUUCAUCUGUCCACAUUCUUCGAGGAUGACGAUGACGCCUCACUUGUGAACCAAGUGGAGUUUCUUUACGGAUUAUCCAAUGUGACAAGUUUGGAGUUGUCUGACUUCCGGUCGAUUGUCGUUGGUGACAGGUCUCUGAAAUUCCCAUCAUUCAAGAAUCUAAGGACCUUAUGUCUCCGCAACUGUGAUCUCAGUGACGACUUCAGGACAUUGCAGCUCAUUUUGGAGAACUCACUUAAUCUCGAGAGGCUCACCUUGAGACAUUGCGAGUUCUCGAAAGACUCUAACAGAGGGGAAAGGGAGGCUCCUAAGUUGAAGAAGACGUCCUCCUUGGAUGUUCGGUGUGAGAACCUCAAGCUUACAGAGAUCUUAUAUGAAGAUGAUGAUGUCCGCCUGCUGGUUGAGUUCUUGUUUGACAUCUCAGAGAAUCUGCCAAAUAACACUAUGAAAAUCACCAAAAUUGAGGAUGCUUAGACUCGAGCCGCUUUGCUGUCUAUAUUUCUCUCCGGCCCUGUAUUCCGAUGUAUUAUUUUCUUUGUUCUUAGUUACGGUACAAGAAUGUUCAGCCGGCUCGUCUGGCAGUUUUAAAUGUUGUGCCCUAUGGACCAUGGAAGUAACUUUUGAGCUGUAUUCGAGGCUUACUCUUGCAAACAAUGAUUAGUGAAUGCAAUGGAAACAAACUCUAGCGAGA